GGGCUGGGCACAUGCAAAGACAUGCUGCGCAGCAGCUUGGCCGGCGUGGCGGUCUCAGCGGUCUCAGCGGUCUCAAUGAGCCAUGGAAGCGGUCACUUCCGGUUUUUGCUUUGGGCUUCAACCUUGGAUUCACUUUGGGCGAAGCCGUUCCCUGGGCCGAGUUUUGCACAUGUCGUGAACCUCAUGCCAAAGGAAGACAUCGGCCAGCGCGUUGCCAUGGCCUCUUGGCUCCAUGCUCGCAAGGUGGCAGCAGCUGCUGGGAUCGAUGUCUCCUUGUACACCGUGGAAAUAGGAGGCGAGGCAAAGGUACGACGCAGCCGCGAGUUUCAUGAACUUCUUGACCUCAACCGAACCUCACGCAGCAUCCUUGCAAGUCGCUUUUGGGAUCCUCCUUCCUUGCCAUUGGCUCGGGACAUUUUGGAAAGGGCCUUAGAUGUUGAAGCAGACUACAUUGUCCUGACCCUCGCAGAUGUUUCCCUCAUGCCGAACUUUUACGAGGAUGUGCUGGGCCUUCUGCAAAGCUCUGGUGCUUCUCCUGCACUCAGCAUUCAUCGCGUAGAUGUGUAUGGUUGGGAGGGGCUCCUGCCCCAGGGGAUUGUCGAUGAUGAAUCUUUGAUCAAAUUGACGCCUUUUUUCGACCUAACUCUCAAACACCCACAAUUGCACCCUGGCAGCGACUGUUUUGUUUUCGAGCGGAAAGCGCUUCCGUUGAUGAUCGAUGCGGUCGGUUAUGUUUUUUUAGGAGGAGCACCAUAUGGGCAGAUGCUCCUAUCUGCAAUGGACCAUGCAGCAGAUCUCCAUAUCAUUGAGGGCAAGAAGUGGGCUUUUCAUUUGAGCUUGACUCGUGAGUUUCGUGAGGGCUUCGACUGGAAAUCUGGAGCGCCAGAGCCGAAGGAUUUCCUGGCUUACAACAAUUUGGCUGGCUUUGGGCUAUCUUCUGUUCCUGUUCCAGGUUAUCGGGCCUUUCCAAGCACACUUGCAAUUUUGGACCGCGCUGUAAGCAAAUUCUAUGUGUCCACUGAAGUAGCAAUGGACAAGGUGGGUUACUUCAUGGAUCCAAACAUGUGCUUUGCCGAGAACGGAACUAUUGCAGGAGUUGCCUUGGUCUUGGCCGGUGCUCCUCAUGAUUUAACAGGUCCAGUCAUGGGCUUUGGGGUAUGGCGUCAAGUGGCUCGCCAGGGCGCACGGCUGCAGGCUCUUCGUCGAAUGUUCGAACUUCCAGUCAAUCUCAGACAGGGGGGCUUCAGACCAUCGCGGGUCAUUGUGUCGAUGAAUGUUCCAUUUCAACCUGGGGAUUGCUUUGGAUGGCUGUGGAAGCACGAUUGGGCUGGCGUGUAUUUAGGCUUGGAGGCUCCUCAAAAAGAUACCCAAUACGUUUUGUAUGCAGCGUACACUCAAGGGGUUCAAGUUCCAAAGGUCAUAAGGUUUUCAAAAAGGAUCCAUGGGACCUUCUCCAUCAGACCGAUUUUCAUGUACAAUUCGGAGCUUGCAGAGAUGAAGCGUCAGGAGAAUGAGACUGCGACAGAAGCUUCCGCAGUGAUGAAAAGUCGCAAAAUACCCAUAAAUCAUGGGUUGCAACCUACAAACAUGUAGGUUUCUGGUUUCCAUUCUAUAAAGUAAUUCCUAAAGUUCUCAGCUCUAGCUGAACUCCUUGGAGAUUGCAGCCUGCUCUCAAGACACAGGCUGUUUAUCGGCCAGCUUGGUGAAGAGACACAAAUGUUUUGUACAAAUUGAGCC
Molecule: messenger RNA, 1737 nt
Organism: Cladocopium goreaui
Lineage: Eukaryota; Dinophyceae; Suessiales; Symbiodiniaceae
Source: the annotation of a GenBank genome assembly